GCCAGAGAUCUCCGUGCCCGCUGUCUGCCACCAACCCCGUGUCGUUGCUGGUGAACCACCGAGCUACCCUCGCUCCAUACAGCUCGAGACCGCGAGCCCAGCCACGUUCACGCCGACCAAACAGCGCCGGAGAGAGUUGAACUUUUGAUUGGGCGUGAGCCGUUUCAAUCUCCACAUUUUCUCCAAUCAGAAGGCAGCGGCCGCAGCCUUCCGCUCCUCAUUGGUCUCGAUGUGGCAGAAGGCGGAGGGAGAAACGCCGAGCCGAGGUCGCGCGAGAGCGGCGCCCAGUGCUCAGAGCGCAGGCGCUCAGGAGUUGGCAGGGACCCGGGCCGAGGGCGGGCCAGAAGACGCGUCGUUUGGCUUUGGGCAGCGUCGCAGAGUCGUCUGGGUCCAACCGCUGGGCCGCCGAAAGCUGUUGUCAGGGGCCUGGGCGAGAACGAGGCCCGCGAGGUUCCCGAUGGUGUCCAUGACUUUCAAGCGGAGCCGCAGCGACCGGUUCUACAGUACCCGGUGCUGCGGCUGUUGCCAUGUCCGCACCGGGACGAUCAUCCUGGGGACCUGGUACAUGGUGGUCAACCUAUUGAUGGCGAUUUUGCUGACUGUGGAAGUGACUCAUCCAAACUCCAUGCCAGCUGUCAACAUUCAGUAUGAAGUCAUUGGUAAUUACUAUUCAUCUGAGAGAAUGGCUGAUAAUGCCUGUGUUCUUUUUGCCGUCUCUGUUCUUAUGUUUAUCAUCAGCUCAAUGCUGGUAUAUGGAGCAAUUUCUUAUCAGGUGGGCUGGCUGAUCCCGUUCUUCUGCUACCGGCUUUUUGACUUCGUUCUCAGUUGUCUGGUGGCCAUCAGUUCUCUCACUUACUUGCCAAGAAUCAAAGAGUAUCUGGAUCAGUUACCUGAUUUCCCCUACAAAGAUGACCUCCUGGCUUUGGACUCCAGCUGCCUCCUGUUUAUUGUUCUUGUGUUCUUUGUGGUAUUCAUCAUUUUUAAGGCUUACCUAAUCAAUUGUGUUUGGAACUGCUACAAAUACAUCAACAACAGAAACGUGCCGGAGAUUGCUGUGUACCCUGCCUUUGAAGCUCCGCCACAGUACGUUCUGCCAACCUACGAGAUGGCCGUGAAGAUGCCUGAGAAAGAGCCUCCGCCUCCUUACCUGCCUGCCUGAGGAGUGCCUUGUCAAUAAACACUAUACCAGCUUCUUGUCUUGUGUAUUUUACGGAAAGCUGCAACGCAGGGCUCUCAGACUUGUUUGAUCUAAAGUGCACUGUCCUGUCUGAGCGUUUAUUUUCAAACACUAAGGAGCUUUUGGACAUGUAUUAAAACCUUUUUGUUAAGUAUCACAUUUUAGAGACUUUUUGAAGACAAUCUAGGUUAAGCAAGAACAAAGUGCCAUUGUUAGCCUUUAACUGAGGGGUACGGAGGGGAAGGGUAUUCUCCAUAUUUUCUUUCUUAACUUUGCACUUUCUCUGUAUAAUGGUUUGUAUUUCGGAUGUUUGAUGCCCUGGAUAGUUUCAGGAGAGUGAAUACAGUGUUUAGGAUGAAUGAGUUGGGUAUAAGAUCUGCAGUUUCCAGCUCUAUGAAACAGGAAACAUAAAUAGUAUUUUGACUUGUCCGUGGAAGAGGAUGGCUGCAUGCUUCUAAUUUGUAUGUUUCCAUCUUUGUGAUAAGAUGCUUUAAUAAACCUCAAAUUUUACCGA
This is a messenger RNA of Mesocricetus auratus (golden hamster), 1691 nucleotides long. It is a transcript of the gene Laptm4a, whose product is annotated as lysosomal protein transmembrane 4 alpha. Bases 230 to 1159 code for a protein of 309 amino acids. Lineage: Eukaryota; Metazoa; Chordata; Mammalia; Rodentia; Cricetidae. Gene Ontology annotation, cellular component: lysosomal membrane. The record is from RefSeq and is a predicted model, not a curated record. The transcript has 7 exons.